AUGGCGAUUACUACUUUAGCUCUAAUAGAAGAAUUAACAGUCCAAAAACCAGUGAGCGUCACUACCUCUACUACCUCUACUACCCUCACUACUUCCACAAGCUCUAUUACCUCUAAUAAAAGCACUUCUGCUGUUCUUAAGCCUAUUGAAGACGAAAAAUUAAGAAAGCUCCGCUGA
This is a messenger RNA of Funneliformis geosporum, 177 nucleotides long. The record is from the annotation of a GenBank genome assembly. Lineage: Eukaryota; Fungi; Glomeromycota; Glomeromycetes; Glomerales; Glomeraceae.